AUGUCAGAAAGCUGGCCGCAGCAGCCCCCACAGCAGCAACCGCCGGCGCCCCACCAUGCUGGGACCACUGCCCUCCCGGAGCAUCCCAUCGCCUCCAGCGCUGUGGUGGAGAAUCCCUUGGGCUGUGCCGUCUACGGCAUCCUCCUCCAGCCGGAGCCCAGCAGCCUGCAGCACCACACUUCCAUCCCGGCUGGCGGCGGAGAGCCCUCCACAAAAUGCGGGCUGUGUGGACACGACUUGGGGCACCUCUCAAACCCCCAGGAGCACCAGUGCCUGCAGGGGGGCCACGACCGCUCCUUCCAGUGCACCCAGUGCCUGAAGAUCUUCCACCAGGCCACCGAUCUCCUGGAGCACCAGUGCCUGCAAGUGGAGCAGAAGCCCUUCGUCUGCGGCGUCUGCAAGAUGGGCUUCUCCCUGCUUACCUCCCUGGCCCAGCACCACAACGUCCACAACGGCAGCUCCGCCGUCAAGUGCUCCAUCUGUGAGAAGACCUACAAGGCCGCCGCGGCUGCCGUGGCAGCCCCGGAGGAGCCUGCGCCACCGCAGCAGCCAGCCGCGCUCAACCGGACUCCCGUGGAGAAGCCCUACAGCUGCUCCAUCUGCCAGAAACCCUUCAAGCACCUCUCAGAGCUGUCGCGGCAUGAGCGCGUCCACACCGGGGAGAAGCCGUACAAGUGCAGCCUCUGCGACAAGAGCUUCAGCCAGUCCUCCCACCUGGUGCACCACAAGCGCACGCACAGCGCCGAGCGGCCCUACAAGUGCACCGUCUGCGAGAAGGCCUUCAAGCACCGCUCCCACCUGGUGCGCCACAUGUACGCCCACUCCGGGGAGGCCCACCUCUUCCGCUGCAACGUCUGUGAGCUGCACUUCAAGGAGUCCUCCGAGCUGCUGCAGCACCCCUGCACGCCAAGCGGGGAGCGCCCCUUCCGCUGCAGCGCCUGCCACAAGGCCUUCCGGCGCCCCUCGGACCUCCGGCAGCACGAGCGCACCCACAGCACGGAGCGCCCCUUCCAGUGCGACCUCUGCCAGAUGAGCUUCAAGCAGCAGUACGCCCUCAUGCGCCACCGCCGCACCCAUAAGGCGGUUGCGGGCACCGCCGCCACGCCAACGCCUUCCGCCGAGCAGGAGCUGCCGGUGGGGCCGUUCAAGUGCUCCCUGUGCGAGAAGGGCUUUGUGCAGCCGGCCCACCUCCUCUACCACCAGCACGUCCAUGGCAUCGAGAACCUCUUCAAGUGCAACGCCUGCCAGAAGGGCUUCAGCCAGUCCUCGGAGCUGCUGCGCCACCGCUGCGUGCAGAGUGCCGAGCGGCCCUUCAAGUGCGCGGCCUGCAGCAAGGCCUACAAGCGGGCCUCGGCCCUGCAGAAGCACCAGCUGGCCUCGCACUGCGCCGAGAAGCCCCUCCGCUGCACCCUCUGCGAGCGCCGCUUCUUUUCCUCCUCUGAGUUCGUGCAGCACCGCUGCGACCCAGCCCGCGAGCGGCCCCUCAAGUGCCCAGACUGCCAGAAGCGCUUCAAGUACGCCUCCGACCUGCAGCGCCACCGGCGGGUUCACACUGGGGAGAAGCCCUACAAGUGCCCCGCCUGCGAGAAGGCCUUCAAGCAGCGCGAGCACCUCAACAAGCACCACGGUGUCCAUACCCGGGAGCAACAUUACAAGUGCAUGUGGUGCGGGGAGCGCUUCCUGGACCUGGGCCUCCUGCAGGAGCACAGCGCCCAGCACACCUCCACCGACAGCACGUACCCCGUGACACCCUGCCUGCCCUGA
This is a messenger RNA of Podarcis lilfordi (Lilford's wall lizard), 1764 nucleotides long. The record is from the annotation of a GenBank genome assembly. Lineage: Eukaryota; Metazoa; Chordata; Lepidosauria; Squamata; Lacertidae.